AUGGAUGUUAGACUUUUGCUGUUAGCUCUGGGUAUCAUUGCUGCGAUGUUUGGUGUUGUGGCAACCAGGUUCGGCUUUCCUGGGUUCAACAAAAUUGCCCAGGUCGCGCUCGCAUUGGCACUGCUUCCCGUGGUCUGCAGAUUUCAUCGGAAGCUGUAUAUCAUUUGCAAAGUUCUGCCUCGUGACUUAAAAUUUCUUUACCGUGCCGUUACCGCCGAACGCGAGGUGAAAGGGCAACGUAAAAAUAAUUUGACUGUCGUGAAGGUAUUUAAGAAAAGAGUGGAACGUUAUCCUAAUAAACCUUGUUUCUUCUUUGAAGAUCAAGUUUGGACUAAUUCUGAUAUUAAUAAAUAUAGCAACCAGAUAGCGAACAUCUUUCAAAAAGCGGGAUACGUGAAGGGGGAUGCUGUGGCUUUAAUGAUGUCGAACAGGCCAGAGUAUGUCGCGAUCUGGCUCGGUCUGGGAAAACUGGGGGUCGUCACGGCUCUGAUUAAUACAAAUUUACGUCUGCAAUCGUUGAUUCAUUGUCUUCGUAUCGCUGAAGUGAAGAGUAUCAUUUAUAUGGAAGAAUACUCAUCUGCCCUUGAUGAUAUUAAGGACUCCAUUCAAGAAAUGGUGAGAUACAAAGUAUGCAAGAAGUCUGAGACCUCUGAGGAUGGAGUGUAUGAUCUAAAUAAACUUUUAUCGGAAGCUUCUACCGAGGAACCAGAAGUGAAGGACGAACCUAAUUAUAGGGAUAAACUGUUGUACAUUUACACAAGCGGUACCACUGGUUUACCAAAAGUGGCAAUAGUUCUCAAUUCCAGGUAUUUGUUGAUGGUAAUGCCCUUUUAUUUGCUGGGCAUGAGAUCGAAUGAUAUCCUAUACAAUCCAAAUCCAUUAUAUCACACAGCUGGUGGAAUGCUCGGAGUAGGUUUCGCGAUUCUCAAAGGUAUACCAUCCGUGUUAAGGACCAAGUUUUCAGUGACGGCUUAUUGGACAGAUUGCAUCAAAUAUAAUUGUACCGCAGCACAAUAUGUCGGUGAAAUGUGCCGUUAUUUGUUGAAUGCACCAUCUAGACCAGAAGAUAACGCGCAUCGUUUAAGACUAAUGUUUGGAAAUGGUAUGAGGCCUCAGAUUUGGAACGAGUUUGUUAAACGUUUCAAUAUUAAACGAGUUUCCGAGUUUUAUGGAUCUAGCGAAGGAAAUGCUAAUAUUGCUAAUUUCGAUGGCCGAAUUGGAGCCGUCGGUUUUGUACCAUUAAUUGUACCGCGAGUAUUUCAUCCUUUAGCAAUUAUUCGAGUAAACAAUGAGACAUACGAACCUGUUCGAGGAUCGAAUGGUUUGUGCAUAAGAGCAGAAACAAAUGAGCCAGGAAUGUUCAUAGGAUUAAUAAAAGAAGGAGACGCGUUGAGAGAGUUCAAUGGAUAUUUAGAUAAAGAAGCGUCGAAAAGGAAGAUAAUACAAGAUGUAUUUGCUAAAGGCGAUAAGGCUUUCUUGACAGGUGACAUUUUAGUAGAGGAUGAAUAUGGUUACAUUUUCUUCAAAGACAGAGUAGGCGACACAUUUAGAUGGAAAGGAGAAAAUGUUGCCACUGCUGAAGUGGAAGGUGUUAUUAGUAUUAUUGCAGGAAAAAGGGAUACCACCGUUUACNCGUUCAAGGUACCUGGGAUGGAAGGUAGAGCCGGAAUGGCAGCGAUAGUCGAUCCAGACAGCCUUCUGGACUUUAAAGCUCUUGCAGAAGGUUUAGAAAAGGCACUUCCAGCGUACGCGAGACCGAUCUUUCUGAGAAUUGUGAAAGAGCUGGAAAUGACGGGAUCAUUUAAAUUGAAAAAGGUAAACCUUCAAAAGGAGGGUUUCGAUCCAAGCAAAGUUCGAGACAAAAUGUACUUCUUAUCCGGUAACAAAGAGUACGUUGAGAUCACGCCGGAACUUUAUCAAGAGAUCAUUUCUGGAUCGAAGAAGUUCUAGUCAUCACAUAAACACCGCGCGUGUAACUCUUAAUCAUCAAAAAUACUUGUAAAUGUUAGAGACGAGUAUAUAAAUUUUUUUUACUACAUGAACAUGACUUUCUGCACGCGUCUUGUAGAUACAACGCAUAGGACUUCAUAUAAUAAUGUCUUACAUGUGAGACCAUAGAACCAUAGACGGAAGUUUUUCGGACUCACAAAGAAAAAGGAAAAAGUUAUUUUUACGAGAGCUUAACAAAAAAGAAAAGAAAAAAAAAAAGAAAGGAAGCUUAUUGCGUAGCGAGAGAAAAUUACAUUUCUGUCAUCAACGAGACAAAUAUGGUGACAUGUUCCUGUAUAUUUUAUAAAUGCUCUUUACAUUUUUAAUCGAAUGAAACGGUCCGUAGUAUAAGACAGAUUGGCAUUGUAGGUAGGAUGAUAGCAACGAAUAAAAUCAUAAAUAACACGUAACACUAAUUUUUCAUGAAAGAUACCUUGUUUACGGUGCACACGAAACUUUCUCAGGUCUGUAGACAAUUCAAUUUGUGAUUAUUGAAAAUUAAGAACGAAAGAAAUUACAUAUUUCUGCAGUAUUUAGUUUAAAUAUACAUAACUUGUCACACACUGUAUAACGUUAAAAAAUUUAUUACAUAUAUCUUUCUCCGAUUUGCACU
Habropoda laboriosa is the source of this 2602-nucleotide messenger RNA. RefSeq names its product long-chain fatty acid transport protein 4-like. Bases 1 to 1950 code for a protein of 649 amino acids. The transcript is spliced from 10 exons. Gene Ontology annotation, biological process: triglyceride homeostasis. NCBI's taxonomy places the organism in Eukaryota, Metazoa, Arthropoda, Insecta, Hymenoptera, Apidae. Gene Ontology annotation, molecular function: long-chain fatty acid-CoA ligase activity; long-chain fatty acid transmembrane transporter activity. The record is from RefSeq and is a predicted model, not a curated record. Gene Ontology annotation, cellular component: endoplasmic reticulum.